AAGCAAAUUACGAACGAAAAAUAAAUAAUGAAAUGUAAGUGAAUGACAAACAAACAAGUGAUGAAAAAUCACACCUCUCUAUAAAAUUUGGUGAUCAAAAAUAUCUUUUUUUGGUGAUCAUUUGUAUCUAAAGAUAUUUGGUUAUCAAAAGUAUCUUUUUUUGGUGAUCAUUUGUAUCUAAAAAUGUUUGGUGAUCAAAAGUAUCUCUUUUUGGUUAUCAAAAAUACAAUUAUUCAAAAGCUAUUCGACGAAUAAUUGUUCGACGAAAAUGUUUUUGGCAUUCGACGAAAAGUUCAUUCGACGAAAUUUCAUUUGACCAAUGGCUCCCAACUCGUAGGUGUGGGUAUAGAUGCUGUUUAAAGACGAACACAGCCACACCCACACUCACAGCCACACCACACUCACACCCCACACCCAUACCCACCCACACCCACACCCACACCCACCCACACACAUACACACACCCCCGACUCUAUGACAGUCUCCUCUAAUGAUCCGAAUAUGGCGAAGAUUGUAAACUUAAGUUAAAAUUAAGAGUGCAUUGUGAAAGUGAUCCAUUUUACAUUAAGAUAAGAGUAUUGAUCAAGACUAAUCUUUUACGAACGUACUUGUAUGACGAGAAUGGAGAGCAUAUGGAAGAGAGUCGAAAAUUUUUUUGGAUUCAGAAUCAAUAUCUGCAAUGUCUCUUCACAGUCAUGUUGAAUCUUGUGUCGAUAACAAUAGGGAUGCACAGAAGAAGAAGCAACUUUCAAAACCGUCUCUUCUGUAUUUUCUUUCACUUUUCUAUUCAUUUCUAUGUAUGGGAAUGGGUACGGGUUUAAUAGGGCCAACUAUACUCAAAUUAUGUGAACAAACAAAUUCGACACUCGAUCAACUUGGCUAUGUUGUUUUUAUACGUGCAUUCGGAUUUCUUAGUGGAACUGCACUUGCUGGCAUAAUUGUGGAUCAUUUUGUUUUAUUAGGUCUGUUAUGUCAGGAGAUGUCUCUCCUGACAUAAGGAAGCUCUACCUAUUCUCUUGUGAUGUCAUCACUGCACAUCAAUGGCAUUCUUACUCUUCGUUCUCAAUGGUAUUCUCACCAUGGAUAAAGAAAGAUAAAGAAUGGAAUAAGAGACAGAGAGAGAAUCACAUUCUUUGCUGCUUUUUGUUUUUUGAUUCAUUCGCUUGUUUGGUUUUGAAAAGAAAGGAAUAAGAAUAAUAAAGAAAACGGGUAAAGGACCCUAACAAGGUCGAACAUUUUUAACAUUAACAAUUUUAAUUAUGUGUUUGGUAAUAUUAAUUAUACCAUUUAUUCAAAAACUGUUUCUUCUCAUUUUUGUACAACUAAUCAGUGGUAUAGCAAGUGGUAUGGUCGAUAACCUGGCACAAAUUCUCACACUACGUCAUUAUAAUCAACAUCAAGUAGGCCGAUAUAUACAAGCUAUUCAUGGUGCAUUCGGUGUUGGGGCAUUUCUUUCACCAUUAAUUAUUGCACCGUUUCUUAAUAAACAUAGAAAAUUUGAUCAAUGGCAUUAUGCCUAUUGGCUUAUUGGAUUUCUGCACAUACCUAAUCUUAUUUGGAUAUUAUUCUAUGCUAUACGUGAUGAAUAUUGUUUGAAAACCAGCACAGAAAUAAAUGUAGCACUAGAACAUGAUAAGCCUCUAUGUGACGAUGAUAAUAACCAACAAUCAAUAAUAAUUAUUAACCCUAAUGAUUCGACAAAACUAUCAUUGUCGUCCAAAAUACGACCAUUCCGAAUUAUCUUAAUUAUUAUUUCAAUUGGAUUUUUCCUUGUAUUACACGAUGGCAGCGAAUCAGCAUUUGGAGCCUAUUUACAUACUUAUGCGAGUCUUCAUUU
Messenger RNA from Rotaria sp. Silwood1, 1837 nucleotides. Lineage: Eukaryota; Metazoa; Rotifera; Eurotatoria; Philodinida; Philodinidae. The record is from the annotation of a GenBank genome assembly.